This is a messenger RNA of Marchantia polymorpha subsp. ruderalis, 2036 nucleotides long. NCBI's taxonomy places the organism in Eukaryota, Viridiplantae, Streptophyta, Marchantiopsida, Marchantiales, Marchantiaceae. The record is from the annotation of a GenBank genome assembly.
GUAGCUCAGGGCCUACAAUUCAGAAAACGCAAUGCAUUAAAGAGUUAUGAAUUGUAGGAUCAAAGCAGAGUCUACUUCCACUGCAGAUCCGAGGUCAGGUCCAGCUUCAGGGUGAUCACACUCGUCGUGAAAGUGGAUAGAGAUCUGCUGUGAAGCCGGUGGAGAUUUAUGAGCGUCAUGACGAUCGCCAUGCAGGCACUCUGUUUGUGUCUUGUGCUGGUAUUAGUUUUUCAGCCAGCUUUGGCCUAUCGUAGGAUUGAAGACGAUCGCCCUCCAGUACCCGACUCCAAAGGGGGGAUUGCGAAAGGGCCCAGCAGCAGCGUCGACUCGUACCUGGUGCCCAUCACCGUCGACAAUGGAAUCUACUUGAAGGCUGUAAUCACCGUCGGAGACUCUGCAGACAACGGAUAUAAGCUGGUUGGGGUUCCCGAUGGUCUUGGAGCCUACGACAACGGCGAUGGCUCCUUCACACUGCUGAUGAACCACGAGAUUCAGAGUGGCAAUGGUGCAGUUCGCGCUCAUGGAGGCAGUGGUGCAUUCGUCUCCAAAUGGACCAUCCGGAAGAAGGAUUUCAGAGUCACCCACGGAGAAGACUUGAUCAGGAAGGUUUCCACAUGGAACCGAGACACCAAAGCCUACAACAACCCCGAAACGAGUCCUGCUGUAAACAUGAGCAGAUUCUGCAGUGCUAACUUGGCUGAUCCUUCAGCCUUCUAUAACAAGAAGACCGGCAAGGGUACCAAGGAUCGCAUUUUCAUGAACGGUGAAGAGACAGAUGUUGAUGGCCGAGCUUUCGCCCACAUUGCCACCGGGGAUUAUGCUGGACACACCUUUGAACUUCCAUACCUGGGUCAAGGAAGCUUUGAGAACCAAGUGGCACAUCCUUCCUCGGGGGACAAAACUGUGGUGAUUGGUCUGGAUGAUGGUGGUCACAACCGUGUAUUCGUGUACGUUGGUGAAAAGAAGUACGUGGGCAAUCCUAUUGAGCGAGCAGGACUUACGAACGGAAAGCUGUAUGUGAUCGCUGCGGAAGGGAUUGCUGAUGAAAUUGUUGACGGUGGCAACUUGAAGGCCCACGACAAGCGACGAUUCAAGUGUCAGUUGGUAGGAAAUGGUGAUAUGUCGGGCCGGUUUGGAACUGGAACUGAGGUAGAGAAGUUGUAUCUUCCCUUCAACAACACAAAGGCCGCUCCAAUCCCCAACACCAAGUUUGAUCGUCCAGAAGAUGGUUCCUGGGAUCCAUCUAACCGCAAAGACUUCUACUUCGCCACUACAUCGACAUUCAACGUCACAGGCCGUCAUUCCCGACUCUGGAGACUGAGAUUUGACGAUCCUACUCUGCGUUCCUCUCUGGAAGGCACAAUCGAGGUGAUGGUCAAUGGACCAGAUGGUAACGACCGCAGUGGGCCCAAAAUGAUGGACAACAUCGGCAUCACCAAGAGGGGAGAGAUCAUCAUCAAGGAGGACCUUGGAAAAAAUGUUUUCUUAUCUCGUGUUUGGCGCUACAACUUGAGAACAGACAAAUUGGACAUUAUCUCCCAACACAACCCGGCCCUCUUCAGCGGUCCUGUCCCUGUUAAGACCACCGAUGAAGAAUCGUCAGGAGUCAUCAGCAUGGAUGAUUUGUUGGGCCUCGGUUGGUAUCUGGGAGAUGUGCAGGCACACAGGACUCUUCCCAACCCCUUGGUUGAGGAUGGUCAACUGUAUGCCAUGUACGUGCCGCCAUACUCACAGAAAUAGGAUUUCACGUCAUCCAUCAGCUCUUUCAAUUUUAUCACAGAAGUCCCAUCCUCCGGGAUCAAAGAGGUAGUCAUAACAGUGGUUUGCGAUAUUUUCUUUGUAGAAACGCGAAAUCCAGGAUUGGGAAUUGUUUUGCCAACAAAUUUGUUCUCCUUCAAAACAGAGGAAUUUGUAUGCAUGUUAGUAUCUUCAGCGGAUCUUAGGGUCCUGUAUUUGGGGUCAUUUGUACUCUGACAACGUGACACACGAGUAAAAAUAAAAAUAAAGACUCUGGAUGAAUUACAUCCAUUAAUGUC